Hemisphaericaspora subhashii is the source of this 1263-nucleotide messenger RNA. RefSeq names its product Pex14p (gene PEX14). NCBI's taxonomy places the organism in Eukaryota, Fungi, Ascomycota, Pichiomycetes, Serinales, Debaryomycetaceae. Gene Ontology annotation, molecular function: signaling receptor binding. Gene Ontology annotation, biological process: protein import into peroxisome matrix, docking. Gene Ontology annotation, cellular component: peroxisomal membrane; peroxisomal importomer complex. The record is from RefSeq and is a predicted model, not a curated record. The transcript has a single exon. Bases 1 to 1263 code for a protein of 420 amino acids.
AUGGAUGAAGAGUUAAUAAAGAGUGCUGUUUCCUUCUUAAGGGAUCCACAAGUUGCAAGUUCCCCCUUAACUAAGAAAGUUGAAUUUUUAGAAUCAAAGGGAUUAAAUCAAAGUGAAAUUGAAGAAGCUUUAAGGAGAGCAAAUGAAGGUACGAAUUCACAAGUAGCUACUACUACCACUGCUAGUCCUACUGCUACUACUACUACUACUAGUGUAGUCAGUCCUUCACAACCUAAUCUUCCUCCAAUAGAUUAUUAUAAUGCCCCACCUCCUCCGCCGGAAAGAUCAUGGAAGGAUUAUUUUAUUAUGGCUACGGCAACUGCUGGUGUUAUGUAUGGAUUACAUCAAGUUGUAACUAAAUAUCUUAUCCCCACAAUCAUUCCACCUAGUCAAUCAGCUAUUGAGAAAGAUAAGGAAAGAAUAGAUGAGGAAUUUUUAAAAAUUGAUAAAAUCUUGGAACAAUUAACUGAAGAUCAACAAAAUAUCAAGAAUGAAAAUGAAAUAAAAUUAAAAGAUAUUGAUACUGUUAUUGAAAAUGUAAAUGAUUUUUUGAGUAGAUAUAAUAAAGAUAAAUUAAAAUUCGAUGAUGAUUUAAGAUUAAUGAAAUUAGAAAUUGAUAAUUUGAGUAAUAGUAUUCAAAAGAAUAUGAAAUUGACUAAAGAAGAUAUUAAUGAAGAAUUAAGUGAUAUUAAUCAAGAAUUACAAUCUUUAAAGAAUUUAAUUAAAGCAAGAGGUAGUACUUCUACUGGAAAUAAUCAAUCAAAUGGAGGAAUUGAAAGAAAGAUUGCUCCUGCAUCUUCAAUUCCAUCUGCUUCUGAAAUCUUAAAACGAGCAAAAGCAGCAUCAGCAUCUAAAGUUGAAGAUAAAUCAUCAUCAAAAGAAUCUACCCCUGAAAUAGUUGAGAAAAAAGAACAAUCUCAAUCCCCAUUAGCACAACAUGUUGAACCUGUUAACCAAUCAAGUGAUAGAGUUGGUGCAAUUACAGUGGGUGGAGUAACAGCUGGUGGUAUUCCAGCUUGGCAAUUAAGAGAUAAAGAAAGAGAAGAAAAAGAAGAAGCAGUAAAGAAGAUUGGUACACCUGAAGCUUCAUCUCCAGUAGUAGCAACAGCAGUAUCACCAACAGUAGGAUCAGGUAUUCCAGCAUGGCAAAUGAAUAAUAGUACUGGUGGUAUGGAUGCUAAGAGUGAAGAAGUUAUUAAGGAUAAAAUAGCAAGUAUUGGUGUUCCAUCAUGGCAAUUGAACAGUGCUGCCAAUCCUCAAUAG